AUGACAACGGCAAAAAUUCAUCCGACCACGCUGAGGGACAGUGUACUUGACCUUUUCUCUCUCCGUCAUUCCAUCUCCUCAACGCGCUCCAGGAUGCCAAUUCUCCAACAUGGCAUCUCACAUAGACUAGCCAGGAGCUCUCUGAACCUCUCGAAACACGCUCGUUCAUCCCGCCGCACCCUCUUCACCAAGUCCACAUCGGCACCACGCUCCCCCGCUCAGACAGGGCUCUAUACGACCGCCUUCGUCUUGUCGGCAGGCUUGUUCACCGUGUAUUACCUCGAUGCCAGGUCGGCACUCCACAGAUAUAUUAUCACGCCUAUCGUCCGGAAUGUGUUCGAUGCUGAGACGGGGCAUAAGCUGGCGGUAAAGACCUUAAAGGCCGGGUUCGCGCCGAAGGACCCUUUACUGGAUGAUAAAUUAUUGGGAUGCAGGAUGUGGGGGGAACAAAUAUCAAAUCCCAUUGGCCUUGCUGCAGGAUUUGACAAGGACGGCGAGGCCAUAGACGGACUAUUCGGCCUUGGGUUCAGCUGGGUGGAGAUCGGAAGUGUGACCCCCAACCCUCAGCCCGGAAAUCCUCGUCCAAGGGUGUUCAGACUUGAAGAGGACGGAGCUGUGAUCAACAGAUACGGUUUCCCUUCUCAAGGUCACUCUUCCGUCCUUGCUCGAGUACGAGCUCGUAUACCGACUUUCUUCACCGGUCCCGACCGGGCUGCCUUUCGUCCCGGGGCGAUGCUGGCAGUGAAUCUAGGCAAGAACAAGGAAUCCCCAGUGGAUUCUAUCGAUGACUUCGUUGCUGGUGUACGAACGUUUGGACCAUAUUCCGACGUGUUGGUUGUCAAUGUAUCGAGUCCUAAUACACCGGGAUUGCGUGGCCUGCAGAACCGAGAUGUUCUCGAGCGUCUGCUAGACGGUGUGACGAAAGCCCGAGAUCAGCUCGAGCCGUCUCCAAUAACAGCCCGGAAACCGAAAGUCGUCCUCAAGAUCGCACCUGACCUAGAAGAGUCUCAACUCGUGGAGAUGGCAGCUGUUAUUCGAAAGAGUAAAGUCGACGGCGUAAUCGUCAGUAAUACCACGAUCCAACGGCCAAAAACCCUGCAGAAUCCAAAUAAAACGGAGGUCGGUGGGCUCUCUGGGCCUCCAGUAAAGCCUUUCGCUUUGAAGGCUCUUAAAACCCUGAGGAAAGAGCUGCCUGCAUCAAUACCCUUGAUCGGUUGUGGUGGUAUCACAACAGGAAAAGAUGCCCUAGACUACGCCAAAGCCGGUGCCUCGAUGGUCCAGGUGUACACGAGCUUUGGAUACGACGGUGUUGGUGCCUGCAGACGGAUCAAAGAUCAGCUUGUGGAGGAGCUCAAGAGGGAAGGCAAAAGUUGGGAACAGGUUGUGGAUGCGGCUGUAGCGCAGCUGAGCUGGAAGGAGCCCACCCCGGAGCAGAAGAAGGAACAGGCGAUCAAGCAGCUGGUUUCUGAAGCUGAGGAACUCAGAGCGAUGCUGGACCAGCUCGCAGACCAAGGCCCUUUCCCCUUCAAUAGACUUAUGGACUCACCACGCUCGGUCAGGCCGCGUUCGAUUCGGAGCUCUUCCUCAUCCAGCAGCCUCGCAUCGACAGCCUCGGUCACCGCGACGCACCUCCCCGGGAACAGCACCAGCAUCAGCUCAAGACUUUCUCUGAGACACGGAAUAUCCUCCGACCAUCUCAAGCUGCUCGCAGCCAAUCCCCCAGAGACAAAGUUCGCGAAUCUGUCCUGCCACCCCAAGGAUGACCAGGGGCGCGCGGCCCUCAUCGACGCAGAGACCGGCGUCGAGGUCCAGCGGCACGCAGACCUGUGGUUCGACGACGGGAGCGUCAUAUGCCGCGCGGAGGACACCCUAUUCUGCGUACACAUGUCCCAGCUAGCACGCCACUCGCUCGUCUUUCAUGAUAUGUUCAUGCUCCCACAGCCGGAGGCGUCGAGGCUUGAGUCGUCCAUGCUCGUGCACGAGGGCAAGUCGAGGCGGAUACCGGUCGUGUAUCUGUACGACACCGCCGAGGAUGUGGGCAAUCUCCUGACUGCGCUCUACGAUGGCCCGAGUUUCGGGAACAACGAUGAGGAUGAUUUUCGGGUCGUCUCUGGCAUCCUUCGGCUGUCGACAAAGUACCUCGUCGACUCAUUGCGCGCGAAGGCGAUUGCGCACCUCAGCAUCGCAUGGCCAGCAGACCUCAAAGCCUGGGAUGCCCGAGAGGACCUUGUACGGAGUUAUGAUUCUGAAGGCGGCUCGAGCUCACGGGGCGUCAGCCGCUACCCCCAUCCAUUUGAAGUGAUAAGCCUCGCUCGUGAAGUCAACGCACCCUCCCUCCUCCCUUCCGCCUUCUACGACCUCUCACGGCACUCCUUCACCCAAAUAUAUGAGCCAAACGAAGAUGACUCCCUCUACCGGCCCUACACCCCUCCCCCACUCUCAGCCGCCGACAUUCAGCGGCUCGCGCUCGGAAAAGAGGCCAGCCAGCACACGAUCACCACCCUCAUCCAGAGCAUGGGCAGCGGGCAGUACAUCCGCUCCAACCAGCAGCACACCACCAACUCGCACUUCCGCAAGACCUCCUCGGGCGGCAUCUGUGUGUCUGCUGCUGCCUGUAGAAAGGACUUUACCGAGCUCGUUGAUCUCGCGACGCAGCACUACCUGUUUGAUAGGGAGCGGGGGUGCUAUGACCCGCUGUAUGUCGCGGAGGAGCUUGGUCAGCUGAAGAGCGCGGAGUUCUCGGAGUGCAAGGCCUGUGCAAAGUCGCUAGAGUCGUGGGCUGCGCGCGAACGCGAGAAGAUGUGGAAGAUGAUUCCUCUGUGGUUCCGCCUAGAGACUGGGAGUGGGAGGGAUGCUUCGUCGCCCAUUCCCAACUGA
Molecule: messenger RNA, 2877 nt
Organism: Cyclocybe aegerita
Lineage: Eukaryota; Fungi; Basidiomycota; Agaricomycetes; Agaricales; Hemipholiotaceae
Source: the annotation of a GenBank genome assembly